This is a messenger RNA of Poeciliopsis prolifica (blackstripe livebearer), 3076 nucleotides long. It is a transcript of the gene tescb, whose product is annotated as tescalcin b. Gene Ontology annotation, molecular function: calcium ion binding. The record is from RefSeq and is a predicted model, not a curated record. The transcript is spliced from 9 exons. NCBI's taxonomy places the organism in Eukaryota, Metazoa, Chordata, Actinopteri, Cyprinodontiformes, Poeciliidae. Bases 111 to 773 code for a protein of 220 amino acids.
CGUCGCCGCGCGCGGGGGGGGGGGGGGGACGAGAAGUGCUCGGUCUUCACGCGAGAGCAGAAACCAGGUGGGAGCCCCGGACCUGAGGUCAGAGAGGCUGAGAGAGAGAGAUGGGAGCACUGAAGUCCAGACCGGAUCCGAUUGAAUACUCUGGUCUGUCGGAGAAAACUGGCUUUUCACUUAGGCGGAUUAAAGUCCUCCACAACAGGUUCAAACAGCUUUCUCAUGGAAGUGAUGUCUUAAGGAGGGAAGAUUUCAAUUGCAUCUCUUAUCUGAAAAAUAAUCCCAUUCGUAAAGACAUCAUAGAGGCUUUCUUUAACCGAAGAAACUUUUCCCAGAAUCAACGGGGCAAGGCAGAAGAGAUUGGCUUUGAAGAAUUUCUGGUGAUCAUGUCUUAUUUCAGGCCCCCGUCUACAAAAAUGACAGAUGAACAGCGUAAAAGUAUGAGGAGAGAGAAACUUAAAUUUAUAUUCAACAUGCAUGACUCAGAUGGCGAUGGAUUGAUAACGCUUGAGAAUUACAGACAUUUGGUGGAGGAGUUGUUGUAUCGCAGCGAAGAACUGGGGAAAGAAACAGCCAGAGCCAUUGCUGAUGCAGCCAUGUAUGAAGUGGCCAGAACAGUUGGUCACACGGACCCCGAUAAGUUUUAUGAGGGAAUCACCUACGAGCAUUUUCUUAAGCUGUUGUCUAACUUUGAGAUCGAACUAAGGAUGCACGUUCGGUUUUUGAAGAUGGAUCUUAACCCUUUCUGCAAGUUAGGUUGUCAACCUUAACUGUGUGAUAUUAAAUUCUUGUUUUGCUCUGUAGCAACAUGCUUGCACUGACGAUACGCCUCAUAUAUGUUGGAACAACUAUGCAAACUGAACGACAAUUUCAAUUUAUGAGAAGACUAAAUUCUAAGCAAUAAGAUUGCACUAUGCCAACACAGAGCAAUGAUAUUCAAACAUUGAUGACUUUGUUGAUGUAAAUUUGAACGGAUGUACAAAUUAUUUUCAUAAAUCGAUAUUAUCGUUGUCUUGUAUGAUCACAGAAAAUAUUUAUGUCUUUAUUAUAGAAUAUGCAUGCCUUGCAUUGUUUGCACAAAAAGGGACCUUAAACCCUUUUAAGGGUUUAAGGUCUUUAUUAUUUGCAUUUAUUUAAAAAGAGAUAACAUUUUGGUUCAAGUAAAAAAUGUACAACACACUUCUUGGGCAUGAAUGCUCUUUCAACUUUUGGCCUUAAAUCAGACUUUUGAAUUGUCUUUUUUCAAUCAGAGGGAAUGUCACAACUCAUCCAAUCCACCACAAACUCUGAGUUAAAGCCUUUACGGCAUCAUGACUCGAUUACACAACUCUUACACCUGUUGCUAUGGCUAAUAGCUUUUAACAUGGCUCGACUGCCGUUCUUGCCAGAAUGGGUCGUUUUCUGAUUCUGUUACAGAUUUUUGAAAUUAAUAAAGUUGUACCAUAACCAGUCAAGUCUGGAAAAUAAUUCAAAGCCAAAAAUUGAUGUAACAUUCAUGCCAACAAAGAGUGCAGGUUUGUGAAUGGAACUUUAUUUAAAAAAAUAUCCACUUCUAUUGUUAGCAGUGUUCAAGAAAUGAAUGGUAUCUGGAUACAAACGACUAUAUAUGUGAAUGCAGGGGCUUGAACAUGCAAAGUUUUAUUUUUGUAAUGCUCCUUGAUCAAAUAUAUUAUGGUUUGUCUCAUGGAAAAAUGUUUUUUUGUUGUUUUCUUUCUAUUACAGAAGAUAUUUAUUUCUAGUUGUGAGCAGUAAGUGCCAGUUCCCUGCACUCUAUAGACGCAAACUAAAGGAACUGUUUAUUUUUUGUAUCUCUCUAGAGGAAAAGGGAACUUUGGGUCUAGUGAAAAAUCUACAUACAUUCAUCAUGGGCAUAAAAUCCAUAUUAAUGUAGUGACUUGAAUGAUGCAUGAACCCUUUAUUUCUCAGGAUGGAGUUAUUGUACAACAAAGCCUCAAUGAUUUCUAAAUAAGCAGAAUAAUAACAUGUACAUAAUCUUUGUGCUACUUCAUCAUAAGAGGACCAUUCAUAUAUUUUAAGGUUAGUAUAAGAUUAUGACAUUUCUUUAUGGAGAGAGAACAGCAUUUGAGCAAAUGGUGCAAAGAUUUAUCAGAAAAAACCAUAACCUGAAAUAAAAAUGAAUAAUGGAAACCAUUUUCUUUGACCAACGGUGAGAAAACCGAAGCAACUUAAAACAUUUACAUUUUCUCUCAAAGUUUAUGGUGCAAUUUUUGACAAACAUAACCGACAUUUUCACAUACGAGUCUUUGAGAAGCUUUCUGAACUGAACGAAAAUAAAUACAAGCAUAAAAAGCAAAACAAAAUGAAACUUAAAAACAGCAAGUCAGCAUUUGAACUUUAUACCAAAUGGUGCAGCAAUAGGAAGACAUGUUGUCAUCUUUCUUCCUUCUGCCCACGCUUUUCUGACUGUCGGACGUUAAAAACAAUCAUUAAAUAAUGAAAUUGCUUAAAAAAUGAGAACUCAUAAACCUGAGUCAUUAGUAGCAUUAUUAUUGUAAUUGCUUAUGGCCUAUUAUUCAGUGAUAGGCCACAAGUCUAUCACUGAAUACUUUGUUACUGAGAUAUACUGCCAUCUAGCGACAGUAUGUCAAAUUCUGGCCUCGUCACGAAUCUGGCAACAAACGAACGAAAUAAUAAUAAAAAAGCAUAUUUACAAAUGUAUGAGUAAAGUGCAUUUUUCAAAAUAUGUAUCAUUUGUUUCAUAUCUGAGUUUUUUAACAAUAGUUAUUAAAUUAUGAAAUUAGAUGAGUAAUAGACAAAUGUAGAAACAUGGAUGCCAUGAUAAACAAUGUUGUGUUCUGGUGGCCAUUAAUGGUCAGAAAUUGUUCAGAUUAAAUUAUGUUAAGGGUCCCAAACAGCUUCUUAGAUGCUAAAGUCUGAAUGUGACUGAAAUCACCCUGAAUGUGUGCCACAUCCAAACUCAUGUUAUACCUGGAUUCUGCAUUUUCUCCUCAUACAUUCAUAUUCAGUAAAUGAAUCAGUUGUGAAAUUAAAAAUAUCUUUUGAAAAUGAUCACCCUUCAAUCUGCUAUUAUACAUUUAACAUUUUCUGUCAU